Molecule: messenger RNA, 2962 nt
Organism: Sinocyclocheilus anshuiensis
Lineage: Eukaryota; Metazoa; Chordata; Actinopteri; Cypriniformes; Cyprinidae
Product: MHC class II regulatory factor RFX1-like
Exons: 18
Coding region: 1-2544 (847 amino acids)
Biological process (GO): regulation of transcription by RNA polymerase II
Cellular component (GO): nucleus
Molecular function (GO): RNA polymerase II cis-regulatory region sequence-specific DNA binding; DNA-binding transcription factor activity, RNA polymerase II-specific
Source: RefSeq, a predicted model, not a curated record
AUGACAAGAGGGAUUUGGGCUGUUGUCGUCAUGGCAACUUCAGGCUACACCGCUGAGGAGCUUCCGCCCUCCCAAUCACAAGGGGGCAACGUCACGACGUCCUCGUCGACCCAGCAGAAAGCCACUUCCACGUCCCAGUUCCUCUCCGACAUCCAGAGCUCGCCGGGAUCCGCUCCUGCACAGACGGCCUCGAUCAUAAGAGCACAGGCCACACCCCUUGUCACUCAAAAGAAAGUGGUUUUGACCACGCCCCCUCAAGGAGCCGUGUCAGGAGAGAUACAAAGCUCCGCCUCCCAGGCAGGAAACGGCCAGAGCGCCCAGCAGUACAUAGUGGUGACUGUUACCGAGGGCUCUCUUCACUCCAAUGACUCUGAGUCGAAUUCUCCUCCCGCGGGACAGACUGGUGUACCCACACAGGUAGUGCAGCAGGUGCAGACAGCACAGCAGAGGUCAGUGGUUCAGGCCACAACCAAGAGUCAAAGUGGACAACUGGGUGUCAGCAACCUACACAUCACACCUGAGGUUCCUGUACAGCAUGUUUACCCGAGCCAGUUUGUGGAGGGAGACGCCAACUACAACAAUACUGCAAUUCGUUCCAGUAGUUACCAGUUCACAGACCCUUCCCUCUACUCUCAGGCCACGCCCUCUGUCACUUACUAUGAGACGUCGCCCACCACCGGCUCACAGGUCACGUCCCCCGCCAGCGCUCAGCCUGUGUCUGUGACGUCCGGGAUGGGCACAGGGGUGGUCUCCAUGUUCUCAGAGGGCAGUUCGGGGAUCACUGUGGUGGCUGGCGGGUCUUCGUCAGGAGUGGGCGGGACAGGAGGCGUGGUUACCAGUGGAGGGUUGGGAAGUUACGUGAUUCAGGGCGGGUACAUGCUCGACGGAGUGAACCAGAAUUUCUCACACAACACACGCGCAUCACCUGCGACUGUGCAGUGGCUGAUGGAUAACUAUGAGACAGCUGAAGGUGUGAGUCUUCCUCGCUGUACUCUCUACUGUCAUUACCUCCUGCACUGCCAGCAGACCAAGCUGGAACCUGUGAACGCCGCCUCCUUUGGCAAACUCAUCCGCUCCGUGUUCAUGGGCCUCAGGACAAGACGUCUCGGCACCAGAGGGAACUCUAAGUACCAUUACUAUGGCCUUCGAAUCAAGAGCAACUCCCCCCUGCACAGACUGGUGGAGGACCAGCAACACCUGGCCAUGAGACAACAGCCGUACUCACAGAAACAGAGGAUAAAGACUGUGCCGAAGGUGGAGGGACUGACCAAUGGAAUGGGACUGGGGGUGGGGCAUCAACAAGGGGCGGGGCUGUCUGACAUCAGCGCCCAGGUUCACCAGUAUCAGCAGUUUUUGGAUGCGUCUCGCUGUCUGGCAGAGUUCCCUGACCUCAAAGAGGAGGAUAAACCUCUGCCGGAUGGACUCCUUCCUCAACACGUACUCUCAUAUCAGCUGGUCUACAGAGAGCACUGUGAGGCAAUUCUGGACGUGAUGGUAAACCUGCAGUUCCCUCUUGUGGAGACGCUUUGGAAGAGUUUCUGGAGGUUCAGUGAAGGUCAAAGCGGUGACACGGAUACACUCGGCCUUCAUGAGGAUUCAGAGAAGUGUUUGCCCAAGUCAGUUCUGGUUCUGUUGUGUAAAUAUGAGCCCAUCCUGCACUGGACCCGUGAAUGCGACAACUUACUGUAUCAAAGCCUAGUGGAGAUCCUCAUCCCUGAUGUCCUGAGACCCAUCCCCAGUGCCUUAACUCAAGCCAUCCGUAACUUUGCUAAGAGUCUGGAGAACUGGCUGAGCAACGCCAUGAUUAACAUCCCGGAGGAGAUGGUCCGCAUCAAGAUUGUGUGUGCGGGAGCGUUCGCUCAGACUCUGCGGCGCUACACAUCUCUCAAUCAUCUGGCUCAGGCGGCCCGUGCCGUCCUGCAGAACACGGCUCAGAUCACACAGAUGCUCAGCGACCUCAACCGUGUCGAUUUCACCAAUGUACAGGAGCAGGCCUCAUGGGUGUGUGGCUGUGAAGAUGGUGUAGUCCAGCAGCUGGAGCAGGACUUUAAACUCACCCUGCAGCAGCAGAACUCUCUGGAGCAGUGGGCCGUAUGGCUGGACGGGGUCGUCUCGCAGGUCCUGAAGCCAUACACUGGCAGCCCGGCAUUCCCCAAAGUGGCCAAACUCUUCCUGCUCAAAUGGAGCUUCUACAGUUCUGUGGUCAUCAGAGAUCUGACCCUGCGCAGUGCCGCCAGUUUCGGCUCAUUUCAUCUGAUCAGACUGCUGUAUGACGAGUACAUGUAUUACCUGAUCGAGCACAGAGUCGCACAGGCCAAAGGAGAGACGCCCAUCUCUGUCAUGGGAGAGUUUGCCUGUCUGAACAGAAGUCAAAGGUCAAUGGAUCCUGAUAAAGAUGAGGAGGAUGAGGAGGAGGACGACGAGACCGAUGAGGAUCAGGACAUGGCCAUCCCUGUGGUUGUGGCGGAGGAGUCACUGGAGCCGCCCACCAAACUCGCCAGAACAGAGCUCUUCAACAACAGCAGCAGCAACACACCAAACUAACACACAGUCAUUUCUGCUUCAUCCGCUCAGACUGAUGUACAUUCACACUGACACUGCUAGUCUGUGGAAGCAAUGACUGUAUAUGCUGAACUCAUUUCUCUGAGAGCCAGUUUGGGAUUGAAUUACAAUCUUCAGUUUGCUAAUUAUUAGAGGAAGUUUUUUCCUGUAAACACAGAGAAACGGCAAUCAUUUGAGUUUCCCGAGAUGAAACCGCCCUCAGAGCUGCUGUAUGAUCUGAUGAGGCUUUUCUAGUGAACGGUGACAUUCAUAUGCCUUAAUUAAACACGCACACAUAUUUUCAUUGCUUUCCCUUUCUCAAAGCUGCCAUGUGUGUCAUGUGUCUCGGCUCUUAAAGUUACAGUUCACCCAAAAGUGAAAGUAUUCACCCUCAUGUCAUUCCAAAGUCAUCUGUCUCCAA